GUCAUAACGUAGAAGAUGUGAGUGGCUGGAAUAGCCGUCCGAUUGCUUUGGAAAAGUGGUACUUUGAAGACAAUCCACUAAGCCCCACGACGCAAUGUAAUCGACUGAAAGGUGUCAGAUAUUUUUGGACAAGAAUCCGUUCAAUUUCGCUACUGCUUCGAGUCGUUUGGGUGCACGUUGAAACGUCGAGGCCUGCUUUGUUAGCCUAGCCUAGUUUAGCAGCUAACAAAGAGAAACAACGCGCCUGUGAUAAACACGUCGCCGAGCAAGCAAACAUCAAGUCCCAAAAUGUCAGAUCAAUAUGUCAGCCAAGCCCAUUGUCUUGAGCACCAGGAGUCUGCAUGCGUCAAGGGGGAGUCGCCAUACAUCAAGGAGGAGGAGGAGUCCGUUCACAUUAAAGGUCAUCCCAAGCACUGUUUUGAGGCAGAAAUCAAAAAUGGUUUCAUAAAAUAUCUUAGUGCUGAGCGGCGGCAGCCAGAAUCUCCUGGCGUGAAAGAGGAUGUUGAGCUCCCCCAAAUCAAAGAGGAGGAGCCCAAGCCCUGUCAACAGAAGCAACUUCCGAUCAAAAAGGAGGAGGGGGAGCUGCCAUGCGUUAAAGAGAAGGAAGAGGAGGAGCAUAUCACCAGGUUGACUGGUGAGCCCUUGAAGAGUGAAGAUGGUCCAAGUGAGGCCGGCAGAGGGGCGGAGGCUCCAAGCGGCAGCAGCAACUCAACAGAAGGAUUGCAAGCAGACAUUUUCAUUGCUCCGUCAGACAGAAAUGGCGCCACAUCACACUCACCUUACAAUGAUGAUGGUCAUAAGACAUCUCACGGUGACGACAAACUCUGCAAAUGCUCUCAGUGUGGGACAUCCUUUGCUAAUAAGUAUACUUGUCGGACGCAUAUUUGGAGCCACACUGGUAAAAAGCCUUUUUCCUGCUCAGUUUGUGGUCAAGGAUUCGCUCAAAAGCAAUACUUGAAAGUACACACAAGAACCCACACUGGCGAAAAACCUUUUUCCUGCUCUGUUUGUGGUCAAAGAUUCAGUCACAAGAUCACCUUAAAACGACACAAAAGAACCCACACUGGCGAAAAGCCUUUUUCCUGUUUAGUUUGUGGUCAAAGAUUCAGUUGCAAGGGCACCUUAAAUGGACACACAAGUACCCAUACUGGCGAAAAAGCUUUUUCCUGCUCAGUUUGUGGUGAAAGAUUCAGUCGCAAGAGCUACUUAACACGACACACAAGAACCCACACUGGCGAAAAACCAUUUUCCUGCUCAGUUUGUGGUCAAAGAUUCGGGUGCAAGAGCAACUUCAAACGGCACACAAGAACCCACACUGGUGAAAAACUCUUUUCCUGCUCAGUUUGUGGUCAAAGAUUCACUGCAAAGACAAGCUUAAAAAUACACGAAACCACGCACACUGGAGAAAAACCUUUUUCCUGCUCAGAUUGUGGUCAAGGAUUCAGUUGCAAGAUUUACUUAAAACGACACACAAGAACCCACACUGGCGUAAAAGCUUUUUCCUGCUCAGUUUGUGGUCAAAGAUUCACUACAAAUGAAAACUUAAAAAUCCACUCAAGAACCCACACUGGCGAAAAACCUUUUUCCUGCGUAGUUUGUGGUCAAAGAUUCACUCAAAAGGAAAACUUAAAAAUCCACACAAGAACCCACACUGGUGACAAACCUUUUUCCUGCUCAGUUUGUGGUCAAAGAUUCAGGUGCAAGAGCAUCUUGAAACGACACACAAGAACCCACACUGGCGAAAAACCCUUUUCCUGCUCAGUUUGUGGACGAAGAUUCAGUCAAAAGGGAAACUUAAAAAUCCACACAAGAACCCACACUGGUAACAAACCUUUUUCCUGUUCAGUUUAUAAUCAAAGAUUCACUUAAAAGGAAAACUUAAAAAUCCACACAAGAACCAACGCUGGCGAAAAACCUUUUGCCUGCUCAGUUUGUGGUAAAAAAUUCAGUCAAAAGAGCAACUUAAAACGACUCACAAGAACCCACACUGGCGAAAACCCUUUUUCCUGCUCAGUUUGUGAUCAAAGAUUCGCUCAGAGGCAUCACUUAAAACACCACACAAGAGGAUCCAAGAUGGUGGCGUAAGAGAUGGUUGGCUCUUUCUGAGCUUCGCACCACCGUAUUGAUUUUUCAUGGAAAAACUCCACCCACCUUAAUAUUUGCAACAAUUCUCAAGUUGCAGGUUUCAUCAUGAAUAUUGAUGAAUACUUUUUGAGAUUCCGGGACAAGAUACUGCCAAGAGAGGAUCGUAACCCAGCUAAGACGAGCGAGCCAGAAGCUUCUGCUAGCAUGCUAGAGGAAGCGCAACAACAGGUUUAACCGGACACCGGGGUUGUCCUCGAUGCCUCCUUUCAUCAAACUAUUCAGGAAAUAACGCCGAACAUCACUGAGGUGAUUGAUGAAAAGCUUGGGCCGCGAUCUCAAAUGGUACUGGCUCACGGCGAGCAAUUAAAAAUGAUAGAGGAGCAUACCGCCGAGGCCGAAAACAGGAUUGCUGGGGCCGAACAUACCUGCGAGGACGUGAAUACUCGGGUGCACGAGCUUGAGAAGCAGAUAAAAAGCAUGGCCGAGCAUAUUGAUGACCUCGAAAAUAGAGGCAGGAGGAAAAAUGUACGCAUUAUUGGACUACCAGAAGACACGGAGGGGAGCAUCUCUACAAAGUUUUUUGAGAGCUAGAUACCCGACAUGCUCGGAAUGGAGACGAAAGACGGCAGCUUUAAAAUUGAGAGGGCUCACAGUACUUUAGUGCCGAAGCCGGGACUGAACCAGCGACCGUGACCCGUCCUGAUCCGAUUUCACAACUUCGCCGACAAACUGCGGGUGUUGGACGCUGUGGGACCGUGAAGCGCCGGGAAUUCUCCAUCAUGUUCUUCCAUGAUUUGUCGGCGGCGGUGCUUCGUAAACGGAAGGCUUUUGAUGAUGUGAAGAGGCGACUGCGAGAGUUGGGCGCCAAAUACAUGAUGCUUUACCCGGUUGCACUGAAAGUAAUCCUCGGUGGGGAGGCUAAAAACUUCGACUCCCCCGCUAAGGCAGUGACUUAUGUGGACACACUCAAGUAAACUUUACGUGAGUCACCAAACGGUCUGUUUAUGUCUAUGGCAGGUUAACGAGCUUGAAAAAUAAGAAUAUGUUGUUUUAUAUUACAUUUAUUUGUGGUGGGUUUCUAUAUUUAACUUUUGUGAAGACUGGUGUCUCAUAAAGUCUUGAUUGGGCAAUUUGAAGUGAUUUUUUUUUCCUAUUGCCCUGUUUAAGAACCUGCCCAAUGUUAUAUAAGGGUGGAUGCUACCAUUUAGGUGGUACUAUUGGGGUUCAGAAAAGUUUUCCGAGUUAGAGUUGAGAAAUGGAGAAAGUUAAGGUAAUCCCCUGGUUAUCAAAAAGGGAAGUUCCCUCCCACAGUGCUGUCUGCACACUUGUUGUGUGUGAUUGGUGUUUUUUGUCUUUUUUUGUUUCUCAGCUGGGUUAUAGUAUGGUGCAUGACCUACCUGGAGAGUGUAGUACAUUUGGAAGCCCGAAUACUCUGUUAAAAAUGUCAUGACCUCUAACACACUGAAGCUUUGCACCUGGAAUGUUAAGGGAAGCCACUCUCCAUCAAAAGGA
This is a messenger RNA of Corythoichthys intestinalis (scribbled pipefish), 3597 nucleotides long. Its product is annotated as gastrula zinc finger protein XlCGF57.1-like. The transcript has 3 exons. NCBI's taxonomy places the organism in Eukaryota, Metazoa, Chordata, Actinopteri, Syngnathiformes, Syngnathidae. The coding region runs from base 289 to 1869 and encodes 526 amino acids. The record is from RefSeq and is a predicted model, not a curated record.